This is a messenger RNA of Quercus robur (English oak), 877 nucleotides long. RefSeq names its product probable glutathione S-transferase. Gene Ontology annotation, biological process: glutathione metabolic process. Gene Ontology annotation, molecular function: glutathione transferase activity. The record is from RefSeq and is a predicted model, not a curated record. The transcript has 2 exons. Gene Ontology annotation, cellular component: cytoplasm. Bases 40 to 702 code for a protein of 220 amino acids. Lineage: Eukaryota; Viridiplantae; Streptophyta; Magnoliopsida; Fagales; Fagaceae.
AUACAAACCCUGUAAAGUGCAGGAACAAAAAGUGUCAUAAUGGCUGAGGAAGUAUUGUUGUUUGGUGCGUGGGGAAGCCAUUAUUGUCGCAGAGUAGAGAUGGCUCUGAAACUGAAAGGAAUCGAGUACAAAUACAUUGAAGAUGAUAUAACCAACAAGAGCCCUUCCCUCCUCAAAUACAACCCAGUUCACAAGAUGAUUCCCGUGCUCGUAUACAAUGGAACGCCUAUGGCUGAGUCACUUGUUAAUCUCGAAUACAUUGAUGAGACCUGGAAAGACCAUCCCAUCUUGCCCAAACAUCCUUAUGAGAGAGCCAAUGCACGGUUCUGGGCCAAGUUCAUAGAUGAGAAGGAUGAUGACCGUGCAUGCAAGUUCUUCAAGUGGUUAGACACCAGCAUUUGUUGUACGCGUGGUGCAGCAACAGCACCUAUUGUUAUCGCCAAAUUCAAGCAAUUGGAGCAUGUGGUGGAAGUUGCUAAUGAAGAGUCGAAGCAAGCACACGCCCUGACAACCGCAGCAUUGGAAAGGGAGCAAGUUGCAAAACGAAAGGCUAAAAGAGCCAAGGCUACACGCAUGAUUUCUAAAGAGAAAGCAAAGAAAUUGACAAUAGCUCUAGUAGUAUCCUGGGUCAUGUUUCUAAAAUUGCUUAUCUUCUCUACUAGGUUUGGGGAAGUCAAAAUCAGGCAUAUGUGUUUGCCAUAAUGGGAUGUGUAUGUAUGUAAUAAUACAGACUUGUAUUAUUACAUUUGUUUUGUAUGUUAAUCGUACUAUAGCAAGUAACAGUUUAUGAUAUGUAUGUAGUUGUACUUCUUAAAACAAUGUGGAGACGUUUGAAUUUGCUCUAUGAUGUUAAUGGCCAAGUUGAUGGAGAUUGUAA